Molecule: messenger RNA, 2148 nt
Organism: Zootermopsis nevadensis
Lineage: Eukaryota; Metazoa; Arthropoda; Insecta; Blattodea; Termopsidae
Source: RefSeq, a predicted model, not a curated record
CGUGAAACCUUCCAUUGGACGGUCGACAGUAUCAAAACAAAAACAGCACGCUCACCCCAUCACAACCCCCGCAACAAAACUUUCCUUCCUUCGGACUUGCAGGGAGUUUAAGCUGCUUUGCUUUUCUGAACUCACUCGCGAUAGGAGACAUCUGACUGUCGCCGCCAGUAACCUCACAGCGCACGGAAGUGAUCGCGGCCCCAGGAUGGAGAACUUCUACACAGCGCGGGUGCACGGAUUUCCAAACUUGACCGGGGGACUCUCGGCCGAGCAGAUGACGCAGGAAGGCGCCCUGUCCCUGGUCGUGGUCCUUGGGAGCAGCGUAUCGCUCGUUGGUCUCGUCUUCGCCUUCAUCACCUACAGUCUGUUCUCCGACUUGCGCAACCUGUCCGGCACGGCGCUCAUGAACCUGCUGGCAGCGCUCUUCAUGGUGCAACUGCUCUACGUCAUCGGCGUCGGAGGCGUCCAGGACCCGGAGCUGUGCAUCGCCCUCGGCUUCUCCCUCCAGUACAUUCGCCUCACGGUCUUCUGUUGGCUCACAGCCAUGACCUACGACAUGUACAGCAGCUUCAGGGACAACCUGAACCUCGUGCCGAUGGCGGAUCCUCAGAUCAGCUACUCCUUCUGGAAGUACAGUCUGUUCGGCUGGGGUACGCCUCUGCUCCUGCUCGCGGGCGCAAUAGUAUUGCAACUACGCCAGAAAGCGGGCAACCUGCUCGACACAGCAAAAAUGCAGCACACCAACUGCUGGUUCCUGGACCACGACGCGUUCGUGUUCGGAUUCGUGUUGCCGGUUCUCGUGCUCCUGGUGGCUGUCAUCGUGUUCCUGGCUCGAAGCGCAGUGACAGCCCGUUUCACCGUCAGCAUGCAGGUUGAUCGCCGUACGCGCGAGAAGAUGCGACGGAAGCGGUAUCUGCAGCUUUUCCUGUUCCUCAAGGUCACGGCCCUCAUCAGCACAGUCGCGGCGCUGGGCGCACUCGCGAAGCUCACGGGGAUCAACGCGUUCUGGGUGGCGUUCAACGUGGGUCACGGCCUGCAGGGCAUCGCCGUGGCGCUGUGCGUCGCAUGCAACUGCCAGGUCCUCAAGAUCUACACGCGAACGAUGCGCAGAAGACGUCGUUGCAACAGCAGCGGCAAGGCUGCCAAGUACUGGCCGGUCGGACCAUCCUCGGAGUUGUCCAAGUCCGCCAGCCUCCAGCUCCUCACUUGGGAACCCACGCCGGACGCCGUGUAGCCAGAAGAAACUCCGAACACCAGGUGUCCCAGAGAUUCUAACCCGCGGGGAUGUUACAAGAAAGUAGUGGAUCUAAGGACGCUGAACACCUGCAUAAACUAAUUACACAGCGUCGUUUAUAAAACAAGGCAACAGGAUGAUAUCUAACUGCUGCAUCCCUGGAUGAGACAGAGGAACCUGCCGUGAAGGGCAUUAAAGCUUUAGGCUGCGGUAUACAUCGUGAAAUAGACGAUGAGGGGCUAAUUACUGCCUGGCAACAAACAAAUGCGAAGACAUUUACAGCACUGUUUCUAAAUCCAAUGAGAUUUCAUCUCAAGGUCACUGAACGACAUAUCACCAUUUAGCAUACAGAGUGCAGAAAUGAAUAAUUUCGGUAUGUAGGUCUAUAAACCCCCCUCCCCCCCCCAAAAAAAAAUAUCCAGAGUGGAGAACGUUGGUCUUUAGUACAAAGAUGUAAGACUUGAGGUUCUCACAGCGGUGAGUAUGAAGAUUUCCGUCUUCUGGGAUCUUGCGCCGUGUAGUCUGGUAGAAGCUGGCCGACGUUUCGGAGAUGCUUACCACUUCCAUCAUCACUGUACGACGCAACAUCCCAGAGGACAGUCGUGUUCACACCUGUUGCUGCGAUAACCUGAAAUUCCAUCUGUUUUUUUUAAACCUCGCAGGUUAUAAAGCAAAAUAGUAACGUAGAACAAACAAUAUCCUUCGAAUUCUGUUUAGAGUAACGCUAGCGACGCCCAGUGAUAACACAUGUAAUUACCAGUAAUCCCCGCCCUUCUGAUCAAUACGAAACGAACAGGAAAUUCAUUGGCAGUUCACUUCACCUCAUUGUAUACUCUAUUUCAUGUAGAUAGAAUUGUAUGAACAUAUCGCUGUUUGUGUGUCAGAUAACCACAAUAAAGCCAUUUCGAUAUUAA